This is a messenger RNA of Clonostachys solani, 4020 nucleotides long. Lineage: Eukaryota; Fungi; Ascomycota; Sordariomycetes; Hypocreales; Bionectriaceae. The record is from the annotation of a GenBank genome assembly.
AUGGCGAGCUCAUCCAGAACCAUAUCCCAAACAGUCUGGGAAGCGCAGAGAGAGACAAUUCUGCACCUACGAUUCACUGAAGGCCUUCCUCUAUCGAACAAUAAGAAUGGCGGUGGGACGGUGAUGCAAGUGAUGCGCGAUGGCCAUCAAUUUGAAGCAACUCAGUCACAAUAUGAGCAGCAAUUGAAAAGAUGGGGCGCUGCGAAACAUAUGAAGCAGAGUGAUUGGAAAUCAAUCCUCCCCAUCUACAAUCAUCUAAAGCAACAGCAUCUCAGUCCUCGAAUCAGGCUUGGAGAGACUGUCCUGGACGAAAGAAGGGUGAUUAAAGCGCAACGACGCUACUUUGGACAAUCGGAGCCAAUGCCAAUCGCUUCUAUAACGCCUAGAAUGUCUCUUGCACAGAACAACCUUCUCAAGCUAGAUGUUCGCCAACACAGUGGCGAGUAUGUUCAGUAUUCGGAGUUUGAUGCCACAUCCAAUGCUGAAGAGAUCCCAAGCUCGGCAGCUCCAAUACAGCCAGCUACCGCUUACCCCAACCACCAGGGUCAAGCCAUACAAGGCGGCCAGACACUGGCAUCAGGCAGCCGUUUCAACCUUGCCACCAUUGUCCCUGAGUCCGAUACAACGAACAAUCAUCUGCAAUUAGAGGUUCACCAGCUCAUUGGCGAGGGUCUGGAGUACUCGGAGUUCGAUGAGAUGUUCAAUGCUGAGGCGACUUUGAGUUUGACAGGUCCAGUACAACCGACGAGCAUUAACCGUAACGCCCAGUUUCAAGCGCUGCAAGACGAUCCGACAUUAGCAUCGGGCAACCUUUUUAGCCUUGCCACACUCAGCCCUGGGUUCGAUGCAUUUCGACCUAAUAUAUCACCCCUAGAGAUUGACCGUGGCGACGAGGGCAUUUAUUUCAGCCCUGUUAUUCAACAGCCGUGGUGGGCCAAUGAUCCGGGUAGUUUGCUCGAAAUAUUUGCCCUGGCACCCCCGACACGAAGCGUAACACAUGUCAACGAGCGAACUAGAAGCCCGGACCUAACUAGGCCCAGGAGAUUACUUUUUAAGCCCUACGUUGAUUCGAUAUUUGAUAGAAUCAUCUUAGAUAUUGACCAAAGUGAAAACGAUCUUGGGGACAUCACUGCUCAAAUGAUAGCGAUUACGUUAGAGAAUCUUUUGGCUGAGGACUCUAGUAACCCCUUUGGUUGCAUCUCAGACAUGAUGCCCCAUAGAUCUCAAGGUGUCUCUCAACUCCCCCGAAUCAUUACAUCAUGUUUCGUCAACAAUCUUGCUGGCCUCGACGAGUUUCCGAUUUGUCUUCUUUUUAGGCUACUCAAGGCCGAUGAGAAUGUGAGGGAAAGCCUCCUGGUAGGCCUCAGGUCAAAUAAUGUUGGCUUUGCAACAGCACUCGCCGAUUGUGCCUUUCGUUCUGCGCUUCGUGCAGGCGACGAAGACAUCGUAGCUAUUAUCCUGGAAACGACAAAGGGGAACAUAAACAAAAUCGACCUAAAUUCUACCGUCUAUGACUUCUAUUGCGAGAAGUGCACUCCUCUUGGAUUAGCAGCCAGAAUGUGCCACCCAGGGCUGGUUCGAAAGUUGGUGAGCUUCGGCGCUAAGAUUGACGUCGGUGAACUCAAUGCGGUUAUUGAAAGCUGGCACCUAUCCUAUGAUGUACGCCGAAGUGAGAAAAAGGACGCGAUAUAUCAGAUCAUUGAACUUUUCCUAGUAAAUGGUGCGAGUCCAGAUCUUGAAACGCUGAGAACAGUUUUACAACGCGAUCUUGCCACCGGCAGCAUGCUCGAAUCAUUGAUCCAUACCGUAUUCAAAAAAUCACAUUGGGAACUGUUGGAAUUGAGGGAGCUGGGAGCUGGGUAUUUCGCCACGCUGAUCAGGGAAAAUGCUUGGGCUGAGUCGCUUUUCUUCGAUCUCUUGAAAACCUGCCAAUCGAUGGGCUGCUCAGACACUUGCAAGAGCACAUAUUCUCGUACAUUCGACAAAAUUCUAAUACCCGCCAUUACAAACGGCAAUUUUGAACUUGCGAGUUCCCUCUUAGACCACCUUCAUCCAACAGUCGGGUCGCUUACCGCAGCUAUUCGCGCCAAAAAUUUUGUAAUGAUUCAGGCGUUUUUGAGUAAAAGCAUCGACUUCGGUGGCUGUGCGAGAUGUUCUGAGGACUUAACUUCUGACUAUCACUGCCAUGGCUGUGUGCACCGGAUGGACGACACAGAAGGACACUGCCGGCCAGCCACCCCGUUAGCCGAAGCGAUCCUAUGGCGGAACCAACACCUCAUCAGCAUACUUGAAGAAUGCGGAGCGCUGGAUAGAGUACGAGAUGGGAAAUCGGGCCACUUAGCAGCUGCUCUUGUGGCUGCUGUCAGAGUAGGGGAUGUUCCGCGCCUGAAAAAUCUUCUUCGUCAACGCGGUACUCGUUACCUUUCUGAUCUUGAAGCCCCGAUUGAGGAGGCCAUAUGCGCAGGAAAUCUUGAGAUGACCAAGAUCUUGUUCAUGAGCCAUAAGCGUAUUCCUUAUAGAGAAAAGCAUAAAAACUUAUGGCUAGCUCUGAAGAGGCGUGCUUACGAAAUAGUCUUCUUCCUUCUCGAGUGUGGAUCUGUGGAUCUGUGGGCGAGAAAUCAAGCUGUUCUAGAAGCUGUGAGAUGGGGAGACAGGGCAGUCAUCGAAUGCAUGUAUAACUGGGGCUUCUUCAAACCAGAAAGCUUACGACCGUUCAAUCCGAGCGAUGAAAGAGUGGACUUUUACUCGCGGAAUAGAAGAGUGCCCUCGGUGUCAGCUCUUGGUGAAGCCAUGGCGGCUCGUAAUGUAGAGCUAGUGAACCGGCUGUUGGACUGGGGAGCAGAUCCGUCUGAGCACAUUCCCUUCGCCGUCGGAAUUGGAGACGAGAACAUGGUGCGGCUUUUACUAGACCAAGGCGGAAAGCCCUCGGGGGUUGAAAAAACAAUUUCAAACGGACAACAUAGCAUCUUGAAACUGUUGCUUGACCGCGGGGUUGCCCCCGUAGGACUCAAACAGACGGUCGAGUGUGCACAACAUGAUAUGAUGUGUUUGCUACUUCGGUAUGGCGCUGAUCCCGCGGACGAGGGCGCAUUUUGUGCUGCACUACUUUGUGACGUUGCGACGUUUUUAAGUACGCUUUCCGAAGCUUUUGCAUCACGAUAUCCGAAUGGAAAAAGAGGUUUCGGUUUCCGAGCCCUCGUAACGGCUAUGAUUUGCUGCGACACGUUUGUAUUCAAACGCUUACUACUCCUUAACUUCGAUGUGAACAGUAACAACACCGAAGAAGACCACAGCAAACAUUUUCCGGACGCAAAUAUUCUGCAAUUUGCCAUUGGACUACAUAAUUUUCAGAACAUUUGUUUCGGAUGUUUUAACGAAUGGCACCCAGAAGGCUGCAAAUGUUCUUCGGCGAGGCGAACUGAUUCAGAGCGGGAGGAUAUCAUAACGUUGCUGCUUGAGGCUGGUGCUGGCCCCGAGAAUGUCAGCAAAGGCUCGACAGCGCUUCUUUGUGCUAUCACAACGGGAAGAAUGCAGACCGUGAGGCUGUUAUUGGAUAGGGGUGUUAAUGUCAACCGACCGGCAGAGCAAGGGCUUACAAGAACGCCUUUACAGCAGGCUUGCGAGGAGGGUGAUUUUGAGAUCAUUAAGUUUCUCCUCGACAAGGGCGCAGAUGUCAAUGCCCUUCCAGCAUUUAGAGGCGGCGCUACAGCUCUUCAACUUGCCGCUAUCAAGGGUAGCCAGAGAAUAGUCAGAUUACUGCUCGACGGAGGGGCUGAUAUUCAUGGGCCGAAGGCUGCUUUCUUUGGGCGAACGGCCCUCGAAGGAGCAGCCGAACACGGAAGAUUGAGUAUUAUUAACACACUACUCACCGAGGGGGCAUCGGGUUUUGGUGAAGAUGAGAUUAAAAGUGCAACGGAGCGUGCUAGGCGCCAAGGACAUCGAGGAUGUGUAAAAAGGCUGCAACUGGCGCUCGAUCGACUACGCAACAACAACGAGGCCCUUCUAUUGCUGCGCCUUUGA